AGCUUCGCCAUUCUCCACAAAGGCGGUGUGGGCUGGGCUGCUUCCGUCCCAAGUCAGCGAGUCGCUGAGUCCCCCGUCCCUCCCCGACGCUUCCGGCUUUCCGUGCCCUUUUCCUCCUCUCGCAGCUCGCAGGCGCAACCGAUUCCACCCGUUCCUUCGGGUGGCCAGACGAAUCGAGGAGGGGGGGCAGGAUGGCCUCCGACGGCCACCCGCCGGAGCCGGGGAAGAAGGAGGAGGUCACCUCCACGGCCGCCGGGCCUGGAGCCAACGAUCUGGACGACCCGCAGUUCAUGUGCUGCGUCUGUCUGGAUCUUCUGUACAAACCAGUAGUUUUAUCAUGUGGUCAUAUGUCAUGUUUCUGGUGUGUCCACAAAGCUAUGCAUGUUUUCCUGGAAUCCCAUUGCGCUGUGUGUAGGCAGCCCUAUAUACACUUUCCGAGUAUCUGUCAGCUCUUGCAUCAUUUGCUUCUAAAGCUUGAAACUACUGAUUACAAAAGAAGGGAAAAAGAAGUACUAGAGGAAGAGAAGCGCAUAGAAACAUACUCUCCCCAAAUCAUUGAGUUUUUGAACUCCAAGAAUAAUGUUGGAAGCGAUGGGGACAACAGAAAUGAAGACAGUAAAGCUAGACCCCCACAAGAAGUUUCAUUGAAUGGCAGCACUUCGGAUGAGCAUUCGAAGAAAAUUAAGUUGGAGGAUGUUUCAUGCCCUCUCUGUACGGAGAUGUUGUAUCAACCUGCCGUUCUUAAUUGUGGUCAUGUGUAUUGUGUAUCCUGUUUGUCGUCCUUGAAUGAGGAAACACUGAAAUGCCAUGUUUGUGGAAGUCCUCACCCGGGAGAUUUCCCUAAUGUUUGCCUGGACCUUGAUCAUUUCCUGGAAGAAUACUUUCCAGCAGAAUAUGAAUCGAGAGGGCAGAAAGUUCAGUUUAAGAAGGAUCAGUGCAAUCGUGAAGCAUCAUCUUCAGGUACUUCAGUCAGAAAAGGAAGCACUAGGGCACUGCAUGAUGAGGGCAUGUUAAAUAUUCACAUUGGAGUAGGAUGUGACUCAUGUGGGGUAUAUCCGAUACGUGGUAAGAGAUACAAAUGCCAGGACUGCACUGAGUUAAUUGGGUUUGACCUUUGCGAAGCCUGCUACAACUCCAGUUCAAAGCUCCCAGGACGCUUUAAUCAGCGGCACACCCCUGAUCACAGAAUGGAAGUUGACAAUUCAGCACUCUUGCGUGGGAUACUGAGACACCAUGGCAUGCCCGAGGAAGGCCCUGAGGGACUGAUGAUGGAAGAAGCGGUGGUUGCUCCUGGUGCAUUCUUGCAGAUACUCGUUGAUACUCAAGGAAUGGAGGAGGGCAAUAAUGAGGGCCCAGGAGAGGCGGCCAUUGAAGAACCAGUUGGUGCUCCUGGAGCGAUGUUGAAUAUAGUCAUCCAUGAUCAAGAAAUGGAGGGCAACGAGGAGGAUCAUGCACUCUAGAUGCAAAUUGCACAGCUGCAGCGAAGCCUUUGUUUUAUGUUUGCUGGGGCAUGCUACAAGUAUGUGAUGUGAAAUGGAGGGAUUGCACAAGCUUAGGUAUGGCUGGAUCGGCUUUGUUCAUAUUCCUGUUCUCUAGUUACUGCCAUCUAAUGGCCAUAUGAUUUUAUUUUCCCUGCUUCUGUAAAUCCGUGCAGUUGUUUGUUUCAAAGGAAAAUGCAAUAAGGAUAUGCAGAACUGUAUUGGUAAAUCUGUACCUGCUUGCUUCAGUGGGAUGAACUGCGUGAACGAAAAUAAAUUGCCAACUCGUCCCGGCGGUAACGCUUUUAAAAA
Messenger RNA from Sorghum bicolor (sorghum), 1790 nucleotides. RefSeq names its product E3 ubiquitin-protein ligase PRT1. The transcript has 8 exons. Bases 192 to 1460 code for a protein of 422 amino acids. Gene Ontology annotation, molecular function: zinc ion binding; ubiquitin protein ligase activity. The record is from RefSeq and is a predicted model, not a curated record. Lineage: Eukaryota; Viridiplantae; Streptophyta; Magnoliopsida; Poales; Poaceae. Gene Ontology annotation, biological process: proteasome-mediated ubiquitin-dependent protein catabolic process.